CUUCUUUUUAAGACUUGGCGAGAGAGAGGAGUGUCUGUGUUCUCAGAAAAAAAAAAAAGAGCUUGAACUAGGAAAAAAAAUGGCUGAAGAGGAAAGUGCAGUGAAAGAACCUCUUGAUCUCAUCAGACUCAGUCUUGAUGAGCGCAUAUACGUCAAGCUUCGUUCUGACAGAGAACUCAGAGGAAAACUACAUGCGUAUGACCAGCAUUUGAAUAUGAUACUCGGGGAUGUUGAAGAAAUCAUUACUACAGUAGAAAUUGAUGAUGAAACAUAUGAGGAGAUAGUUCGGACUACCAAGCGGACAGUUCCAUUUCUUUUUGUUCGGGGAGAUGGUGUGAUUUUAGUUUCUCCGCCAUUAAGGACAGCUUAACGGUCAGGCGAUAGAGAAGAUUGGGUAAAAGAUUUGAAGCAGGAAAGGUUUAUGGGGGUAUUUUAGUCUCUUCCAUUUCACUUUGUAUGUUCUUCUAACAGAAUCGUAGCCGUGCUGCAGUUGAAAUUAUUAGGCUUUCCUUUUUUUUUGUUAAAGCUGCAGAGGGUUGUAAUUUAGUAAUUAGUAAACUUGUGUGCGUGGCUGGUACUAUUUUUUAAACAGCCGCUCUUAGACUCUUCAAUUACUGUUGUAGACAAUGAAUCUUCAUCUUUUCAUAUAUGAGACCUCUGCUGUAUUUAUUUCCAGUAUUCAGUUCACCUGACCAGAUGUUUUUUUCA
This is a messenger RNA of Papaver somniferum (opium poppy), 708 nucleotides long. Its product is annotated as sm-like protein LSM3B. Gene Ontology annotation, cellular component: Lsm1-7-Pat1 complex; catalytic step 2 spliceosome; precatalytic spliceosome. Lineage: Eukaryota; Viridiplantae; Streptophyta; Magnoliopsida; Ranunculales; Papaveraceae. Gene Ontology annotation, biological process: P-body assembly; mRNA splicing, via spliceosome. The transcript has 3 exons. The record is from RefSeq and is a predicted model, not a curated record. The coding region runs from base 80 to 370 and encodes 96 amino acids. Gene Ontology annotation, molecular function: RNA binding.